Camelina sativa (false flax) is the source of this 631-nucleotide messenger RNA. The record is from RefSeq and is a predicted model, not a curated record. Lineage: Eukaryota; Viridiplantae; Streptophyta; Magnoliopsida; Brassicales; Brassicaceae.
UAUUUGAUUAAACCUUGUUGCAGUUAUGUGUUACAUUGAGGAGAUCGAUGGACCAGCCAAUGCCGAGAAAUACUGCGACAAAGACAAGACAAACUUCCCUUGUGCAGAAGGAAAGGGCUAUUAUGGCCGUGGUCCUAUCCAACUAACUGGGAACCUCAACUACGGUCUCUGUGGCAGAGAGCUGAAUGAGAACUUAUUGGCUUCACCAGAGAAAGUGGCUCAAGAUCCAGUUCUUGCUUUCAAGACCGCUUUCUGGUUUUGGACCACUAAUGUUCGCCAGAAUUUUAAUCAGGGUUUUGGCGCGACGAUCAGGGCUGUCAAUGGUAUAGAGUGUAGCGGAGGAAAUUCUGCAACUGUUGCCAAAAGGAUUGAGUAUUACCGAGACUAUUGUGGCAAGCUUGGGGUUGAACCUGGAGAGAACCUCUCUUGUUAAUUAAAGAUUUUUCCACUUUAUCCAUCUGAAAUAAACAACGUUCGAACUUUAAGAAUAAGAUAUCACAUCAGAGGAAAUAUAUCAUAUAAUACUAAUGUUCUUUUAUCGGAUGUCACCGAAGGGACAUAAUACUAAGUAAUGCUGUAUUAAGAAUGUAACGAAAAUGAAAUAUUAUAUAAAUGUCUGUUACUCUGUUGA